GUAGCUUUUGUUGCUCUGACAACAAAUCCAUCUUUUCACAAGGAUCUCUUGUCAACUGUCAAAUCUUGGCCGCCUGUAAUUUAUUCUGCUUUGCCUAUUAUCUCAGCCAUAGAACCUCAGCUUAAUACUUCAUCCAUGACUGAUGCACUAGCAGAGGCACUAGCAGAGUUGUAUGUAAUUGAUGGACGGUACGAGAAAGCUUUUGCACUAUAUGCUAAUGUUGUCCAACUGAUGAUGACAGAUUACAAACGUGCAGUACCAUUGUUGACCCAACACAAAGACUUAAUCACUGCAUCAAAAGUUGUUAACUUUUGGCUGUGGGGAAUAAGUGUGAUUCCAUAUACUUUUUACAUCUGUAUCUGCUUUCACUAUUUGAAGCUAAUCCGCAUGCUGGAAGGGAUUUCCAUGAUAUGCAGAUUCGAGAUUUGAUAUGGACAUGUUUGGUAAUUUGGAGAGUAGAACCUAGCUCAUUUUGUGUUUUUGUUCAUAUUACCUUACUUGUAUUUUGGUUGCGUUGUAAAUUUUAUAUUUUUGUUGGUAUUACAGGUCAUGUUUCAUUAUCCGCACUUGAUAUUUUAUUUUUGUUGAUAUUAGUAAACAUGUUUUUUGUGGAUAUUAGGAGACGUGUUUGGUAAUCCGCAUGCGGUUGAUAUUAUAUUUUUGUGGGUAGUGCUGAAAUUCAAUUGUGA
Molecule: messenger RNA, 689 nt
Organism: Camellia sinensis
Lineage: Eukaryota; Viridiplantae; Streptophyta; Magnoliopsida; Ericales; Theaceae
Source: RefSeq, a predicted model, not a curated record